Molecule: messenger RNA, 885 nt
Organism: Cylindrotheca closterium
Lineage: Eukaryota; Bacillariophyta; Bacillariophyceae; Bacillariales; Bacillariaceae
Source: the annotation of a GenBank genome assembly
AUGGCCCUUCAUCUCUCCAAGCGCCUAGCAGGCCGAAACCUCACCAGCCUCUCGGCUAAGCAGAUUGUGGCAUCCACCAGCACUCACAAUGUCCUUCUUCAUGGCCUUCUACGAGAACAUCAGUCAGAUGUCACUGUUAGCAGGACCAUGAUGGCCACAAGAAGUUUCACAUUCCAUUCUCAUCAGUUUCCGUCACUGCAAGCUGUCGUCAAUAAGCGAUUCUUCUCCUCUCCUGGUGGUGGGGGUGGUGGUGGUUAUCAAGCAAGUCCUUCGUAUCAAAUUUAUGGGGAAGAGGUUGCCUUUACAUUGAAAUGCAUCAUGCCAAGCUUUCGAUUGGUAGGAAACCGAACGGUGGUCGUGGACAAGACCAACAAAGGUCGUCUCUUAUUGGAAUUCACUCCCCGACAAGCCCAAGACACCAAUAGAUUUGCCUGGGACCAAUCCAUCAAAUUCGCUCUCCUCGCCGAAGAAGUAGGCACUUUGGUGGCCUGCUUGUCUCAUGGACAACCCGUCGAAUUGGCCCGGCAAACUGCCGCCCUAGGAGGGCAACAACAACAACAACAACAACAAGGUCAAUAUGGAUUUCAUGGGGAAACUCCCGGUGUGGGAUCCCUUCAAAAGAUAUUGAGGGCCAUGCCAGACAAUGGAGGUGCCGCUACCUUUUCGAUUGAUUACGAACUGGAUGGCCGAGGCAGUCAAGAUCCACCCAAUCCUAACGAAGUGCACGGACCCUUGCAGAUUCGUCUCAUGGCAGGAGAGUUUCAGGUUCUCAAGUCCAUAAUGGAGCACUCGAUUCCAAGACUAGUGGGCUGGGCGCAAAUGAUGGAUCGUUCCGCUGAAGAUUUAGUAUCAGCAGCAGGGAAUAACAGCAUGCCUUCACAGUAG